This is a messenger RNA of Ciona intestinalis (vase tunicate), 2971 nucleotides long. The record is from RefSeq and is a predicted model, not a curated record. NCBI's taxonomy places the organism in Eukaryota, Metazoa, Chordata, Ascidiacea, Phlebobranchia, Cionidae.
AGAUGUGUAAAGGUAGCCUAAAAUUAUGUGAGUUUUAAAUUAUGUAAAUUUUGCUAUUUCUAACUGCCGCGUGAUCUGAGCCAUGGCAAAAUCCGGUGACAAAUCAAAUGGUUCUGGAUACACGGCACCUACAGAGGAUGGCUUGGUGUCACACUUUCAACUGGCACCAGCCACGACAACUAACAAUGCAUUUAAGAUGGAAAGUUUAAAAGAUUCAUCAAAUACAAUUUCAAUAUCAAGUACACAUGGUCAACCAUAUCCGAAGAAAAAGGGUGGAUUUGUGAUCACGAGCGUUAAAGAUAACGUCGAUGGGGAUGAGAGUGCUGACGACCUGGACGAAUCUCACACGUCAUACUCGGACAUCUCGUACUCAAGGACGACUGAUGUUGAUCAUGAUCCUGAAAGCUCUGCAUCGGAAGACACCUUAAAUAUGACGAUACAGGACCCGCAUCAUCAACCCACUUUAACUGCUGCACCUACAGCUACAAGUGUUAAUAAGAAUGUUAAGCUUUCUAAUUCAUCUUAUACACAGAUGAAAGAAUCUACAUCUGAAGUUAUUGAGAGUCAAGCAAGUGUCGAUGUCGAAUUUCCUUCCGAGUUACCUCAUGAUCAAGCUGUAGUUAAGGAUGGAAAUCUAAAGACGGGAACUUUAUUAAAACCUGGUGCUGCAGGUGAACAGACUGGUGGACCAACUUUACCUCAUCAACAGCCAGCAUUACCCACCCCUAUUUCCACUAAAAGCGCAAAUAAAGAUACAAAAGUAGUUACCACUGUACAAAGCACAACUAUCUUACCCAAUGGAAACAUAGUCACAAGUGGAACAAAUGUUACCGGUCAAAAUAAACCGACCACCACAGCAGCUCCCACAAAAACCCUAGCCUCAAGAGUAUAUAAAGUCGUAAAACGCGACACGCAGCAGCCUGUAAAGCGGGAAAGAUCACGAUGGUCGUAUUUUGACUACGCUGACUCCCAGUCUGCCAAUAUAGGUUUUGUUUCGCACUCUACAAGCGAUACAAGGUUGAACUAUCACGACCAGCAUUCGCACCACUCGAAUAGUGCUUUAUUGGUCUCCAUGUCCGCAACGUCAAUGCCAUCCAGCUCGAGCUCGUACAGUCUCCAGCACUCAGACAGUGCGUCAUCCAUCCAGCGAGACCCAUAUACCACAGCUACACCAAUUAAUCAUCCCAACACUGUCCAACACUCUGCGAGUGCUUCGUCCAUAAAUCAAGAACAUGAGUCGCGGAUUUUGCAACGGUUAGUCUCCGCAGACAAUGUUGACGACAGAAGACAGAGCUUGGAAGAAAGGAGUUCUGAAGUAUCAGAGCACGAUGCGAUUAAGAAUGUUAUUCAAUCUUAUGUCGAUUUAUCAACCUCUGUGGACCCCACAUCUGAAGAUGAAAGUGCUUCAUCAAGAAGUGUUAGAAUUGACAACAAGAUAGAAGCAGCCAUGGAUCUAGUUAAGAAACACUUAAUGCUGGCUGUCAGGGAUGAAGUUGACGAACUAAAAGACAAAAUUGUCGAAUUGCAAGAUGACAACUUUAAAAUGAAACUUGAAAACGAAACUCUGAAAGGAAUUUUGACACCGGAACAGUUCAAUAUUGCCCAGCAGAAAAUUUCUAGCAAGGUUAAAAAUCGCUCAUUUCUCAAACACCCCGCUCAAGCUACGACGUUACAGGGAAGUAAUGCUACUUCUGGGCUGGUGACUCCUGUACAAAGUGUUCCCUCUGAAUUAUUCUUACAUGACAACACACUAUUGCAAGGAAAUACACCAACUCAGCACCCAACCAAUAUUUCAUUAUUAUCACAACCUGUAUUGAACUCUGGCGUAGCAACAAACUCUCAGCAUAUGAUGAACGCACAGUUGCAGCAAAACGCUCAACCUUUAUUCCAGCAAACAAUACACGGACAACCAGUGGUCUCCCCCGUCAAUUCUAACGGUCACCCAGUCAUGCAGCACCCCACGCAACAAAACCAAAUUCCCCAGCAAGUAUUCCUGCAACAAAAUUAUCCCCAACAAGUUGGACCCCACCAUAGCACCAACACGCAGCAACACCAAGGUUUAACGAGCCAACCCCUGCACUUCCCAAACCCCACGUACCCCCAGGCCAACCCACUGGGGCAGCAACCAUCUUACACAUUGCAAAGCACGGGAUUGCCACGUCAAUCUACAGUACCAAACAUUCUACCACGGCAACUUGCACCUGGUACUGUUCUAAACCCACCCUACCACACCCAGCCUGCUUUAGUAAAUACACCCACAACCACUGAGUUUGAUCAAACCAGUGAUGGUACUGUGGACACGCGGACUCCAUUAUCUUAGUAUAACUUCACACUGGUGUGCAUAGGCGCCAUACUAAGGGUGGCGUGGUAGGCAGGCACACCCCAAAAUUUUUUUCACUGCUUUAAUCUGUAAAGAUUGGCAUCAAAUUUGUUUUAAAAGAUCACACACCCAACUAUUUCUGCCUCCCCUGCAUUCUAAAAAGUUUGGUGCCUAUGCUGGUGUGUAUAUUGUCAUUGCUUCUCACUACAAAGUUCCCUACAAUAAUGAAUAUUUAAGUCUGUCCAUGUUAGAACAAAAGGCCGCUAAAUUCAUCCAGUAUUUGGUAAAUAGUGAAAAACCAUCAAGUAAAGCGACCUUUUUAUAAUUUUAUCCAUGUUUUAUUGUUGUACGCCCUAUAAGACAUUGGUUGAGAAUUCCCUAACACACCAUGUGUGGUGCUGAUCAUGACACACGGCUAUUUAAAGUUCUGUUUUAACGCUUUUCGUUUGCAAAUGGCUACCAAGUACAAAUGUUCACCUUUGCUAGCCACAUUGUAUUUUCAACUGCUCACUACCACUGCAUGGACCUCACGCGAUGUUUUAUUUCUUAUUCAGUGGCCACAUUUGUGAAAACUGAGUAAUAUUAUGUGCGAAACGCCCAAAUGCAUUAUAUAUUAUUGUUCAAAAAUAUAUAGACGUUUACGCCGCCUGC